Messenger RNA from Trypanosoma conorhini, 1269 nucleotides. Its product is annotated as putative phosphoinositide-binding protein. Bases 1 to 1269 code for a protein of 422 amino acids. Gene Ontology annotation, cellular component: endosome. NCBI's taxonomy places the organism in Eukaryota, Euglenozoa, Kinetoplastea, Trypanosomatida, Trypanosomatidae. The record is from RefSeq and is a predicted model, not a curated record. The transcript has a single exon. Gene Ontology annotation, molecular function: phosphatidylinositol binding.
AUGGGGGAGAGCGUCUUUGAAUUUAAGGUGAUGGAGCCGGAGCAGCGGAAGGGCGCCGGUGCUCUGGACUUCGCCUACUGGACCUACCGCGUUCGCGCCUCCACGACCCUCUCAACGUACGCGCAGAAGGAGCUGGAGGUGGUGCGGCGCUACAGUGACUUUGAGUGGUUUCGCGCCCAGCUGUGCGAGGCGUACCCGUACUGCAUUGUGCCGCCCAUUCCCGAGAAGGACGUGCAGGGGACACUCGACAAACUUGUGGGGUCCGACUCGCAGAGCGCUAACCGGUUAAGGGAAUACCGACAGCGCGCCCUGAGGAAAUUUCUCGUGCGGCUUGGCGCCCACCCACGGCUGCACAACUCGCCCCUGCUGAAGGACUUUUUGGAGAUGAACGAAGAGGAGUGGGGGCGAAAAAUGAAGGCAAGUGGGAAGAACUCCGACGGCUUCUUCUCCACGGCGCUUGGCGAGGGCGUCAACCACGCCCUCACAAGGCAGUGGAACGCCGGUGCUGCGGCGGCGGAAUCCGGGGCCGGUUACGCGCGUAUGCUGGCGGACCCCAACACAAAUCCACAGGUCUGGGAAGAGACAAGUCUGUACAUCCAUCACCUGGAGGACAGCAUAAAAUUGCUGCGGGAGCGGCUGCAAAUACUUGUGGAUCGCCGCCGCAAGACCGGCAAUGCCCUGCAUGAGUUUGGUGUGGCCUUUGAGAAAGUUGGCGAGAUCGAGCGAGGCAUUGAAUCCACCCCACUGAGUACUGCCCUUAUUGCUGCGGGGCAGCACAGCGAACAACUCUUCUCGAUCUAUAGCGAUCAUGCCAAUGAGGAGAUGAAGCAGGUGGUUGAGACGCUAAACUACUACCAAGGUAUGUGCGCUGCGGUGCGUGAGACACUCAAGAGGGUGCAGAGCAGGGCACGUCAUGUGGAGUCGCUCCGGCACCACGCAACUGAGGUUGUCGGUCAAAAGGACCGAGCCGUAGAGAAGGGGGGACAGGCUGAGCGGGUGGCAAAGCUGGAAAAUGAGCUGGUCGAGUUGGAAGAGCGCUGGGGUGCGGCAAAGCGGGCACUGGGGGCAGGCGAAUCCAUCUUCAAAGACGAACUUCGCCGCUUCCACCAGGAGAAGCAGUAUGAUAUGAAGGCUAUUUUAAAGAAUUUUGCAGAGUUACAGCUAAAGUACUCUGCACGCAUGAAAGAGACGUGGGAAAGCUUGCGCCCCACAGUGGACGCAGUUCAGUUUGAGGCUGACGGAGGCAGUCAAGGGAAUGCCUUACGGUGA